This is a messenger RNA of Lucilia cuprina (Australian sheep blowfly), 714 nucleotides long. Its product is annotated as disintegrin and metalloproteinase domain-containing protein 10-like. The transcript has 3 exons. NCBI's taxonomy places the organism in Eukaryota, Metazoa, Arthropoda, Insecta, Diptera, Calliphoridae. The record is from RefSeq and is a predicted model, not a curated record. Gene Ontology annotation, biological process: membrane protein ectodomain proteolysis; Notch signaling pathway. Gene Ontology annotation, cellular component: plasma membrane. Bases 1 to 699 code for a protein of 232 amino acids. Gene Ontology annotation, molecular function: metalloendopeptidase activity.
AUGAAAACGGAAUCUAAAUCACAAAAUAUAAGAAGUAAAAAUCAUUUACCUCAUGUUACUGUUUGUCACAACCGUUUAAACGAAUACAUAUCCCAUUAUGAAACAUUAGAUUAUGAUCAUCAACAUAUACGCGCUAGUCACCAUAGAGCCCGACGAUCAGUGACCAAAGAUCAUUAUGUACAUUUAAAAUUUCAAGCACAUGGAAGAGACUUCCAUAUUAGAUUAAAACGUGAUUUAUAUACAUUUAGUAAUAAGUUAGAGAUAAUUGAUAGCAACGGCCCUCUCGAUGUAUCAACCGAUCAUAUUUAUGAGGGCGAUGUGAUAGGGGAUCGUAAUAGUUAUGUAUUCGGUUCCAUAUUGGAUGGAGUAUUUGAGGGUAAAAUAAUAACCGAACGUGAUGCCUAUUAUGUUGAACAUGCCAAACGUUAUUUUCCAACAAAUUUUACACAAAUGCAAUCAUUGGAAUUGCACAGUACUGAUAAUAAAAAUAUUAAUACAUCUUUAACUACAACAACAACAACAUCAUCGUCUACAACAACAACGACGACAACAUCAACAACAACAAAAUCACCUUUAGCUAAAAGUAAAAGUAUAGAAGAUCAUCAUGAUGAUAUAGUUAAAAAUGUUGGUUUUCAUUCGGUGAUCUAUAAGGAAUCACAUGUCGAUGAUGUCUAUAAGGAUGUGAGAGAAGGUAAGUGAGAAUUAGUUUUAGAA